AUGUCUCUUCCAGCUGCAGAUUCUCUCUUAUUAGCCGAGGCUAAAGUUGGUAUAACUCUGAAAGACAAACAAAGAGAAGCAGUGCUUGCUGUUUUACAGAAUAAAGAUGUUUUUUGUGUUUUACCAACUGGUUGUGACCAACAAAGUAAUUUUACCAGCAAGGGGAUCUGCGUUGAGUAUGUUGGUGAAAUUCAACAUGAUCAAGAUGUCAUUAAGAAUAUAGUCAGUGGCAAUGUCCCACUGAUUCUAAUUAGCCCUGAGAAUAUUACAUGCAACCCACUCUAUCGAGGAAUGCUGCACAAUAAUGUGUUUAAAGAUAAUAUGGUAGUCUUACCAAUUGGUGAAGCACAUUGUGUUAAAACAUGGGGAGAUUAUUUUCAAACAACGUUGGCUGAAUUUGGUCACAUUGGCAGUUCUUUACCAAGUGUACCAGUAAUAGCUGCAACAGCUACUGCAACAAAGACAACUUUUGAAUCUGUGGUAAAGAGUUUGCUAAUGGAGAUUGUGGUAGUGAUAGGGAUUUCAUCCUGUAGAAACAACAUCUUUUUGACUGUUACGUCUGUGUCUUUGAAUUGUAACUUUGUAUAUGACAAGAUAGAGCUAUUCCUUGAUCUGUACCUCAUAUAUGCCCCUGGAAAAUCGAUCGUUUGUCAAUAUUGUCUUCUUGAUUUAUACACAAGAGCUAGUACAGAAGAUGUUGAAAAAAGUCCCUCAUGUAUUUGUGAAAGAGAGUUCACAAAUUAG
This is a messenger RNA of Amphimedon queenslandica, 744 nucleotides long. Its product is annotated as ATP-dependent DNA helicase Q-like 3. Gene Ontology annotation, cellular component: chromosome; cytoplasm; nucleus. Gene Ontology annotation, biological process: double-strand break repair via homologous recombination. Gene Ontology annotation, molecular function: four-way junction helicase activity; 3'-5' DNA helicase activity. The record is from RefSeq and is a predicted model, not a curated record. Bases 1 to 744 code for a protein of 247 amino acids. Lineage: Eukaryota; Metazoa; Porifera; Demospongiae; Haplosclerida; Niphatidae. The transcript has 4 exons.